GACCGGAGAUUCUCUGAACAAUAGAGUGAUUUUUGGGUGCGUGUGCGCGUGAGUGGCAGAAAAAAAAUGGAAAUAAACACGAUAGAGCCCGAUGCAAGCUAUUAAUCCUCCUCUUUAGAGAAACGUGGUAGACGAUAUAACAAUGGCCAACCAAGCUUCAGUCAAGGCUCUUAACGCCAAGAAGUCCGCUCUCAAGGGUGUUCACGGUAAAGCUGUUCGCAAGAUCCGCACCUCCACCCAUUUCCAUAUCCCCAAGACUUUGGUUUUGAACCGUGCUCCCAAGUACGCUCGUAAGUCCAUUGCUCAUGCUCCCCGUAUGGAUCAAUACCGUGUCAUCCGUCAACCUCUCAACACCGAGACCGCCAUGAAGAAGAUUGAGGAACACAACACCUUAACUUUCCUCGUUGAUGUCAAGGCCAACAAGAACCAAAUCAAGGAUGCUGUCAAGAGACUCUAUGACGUUGAGGCUGCUCAAGUCAACACUCUUAUCAGACCCGAUGGUUACAAGAAGGCUUUCGUCCGCUUAACCGCUGAUGUUGAUGCUCUUGAUGUUGCCAACAAGAUUGGUUUCAUUUAAAUUAUUCA
This is a messenger RNA of Mucor mucedo, 585 nucleotides long. Its product is annotated as ribosomal protein L23/L15e core domain-containing protein. Bases 143 to 577 code for a protein of 144 amino acids. Gene Ontology annotation, molecular function: structural constituent of ribosome; rRNA binding. The transcript is spliced from 2 exons. Gene Ontology annotation, cellular component: cytosolic large ribosomal subunit; ribosome. Lineage: Eukaryota; Fungi; Mucoromycota; Mucoromycetes; Mucorales; Mucoraceae. The record is from RefSeq and is a predicted model, not a curated record. Gene Ontology annotation, biological process: ribosomal large subunit assembly; translation.